AGCGACAGUCGACAGAUUAUUUAUGUUUUAAAAUAAAUAUUUAAUUAAAACAUUGUAAAUUUUGUUGAAACUGUGGCAUAGAAGUGAAUGUAAUUUAGUACAAUCGAAUGGAUAUAUUAUUUUCAGUUGUAAGGAUAUCUAGGUUGUAUUCAUAACAUUUUAACAUGAAGUGAAGUUUUAGACAUGGCGGCUACUAGAAAAUUACAAGGUGAAAUAGACCGAUGUUUAAAAAAGGUCACAGAAGGUGUAGAGACAUUUGAAGAUAUCUGGCAAAAAGUGCAUAAUGCAACUAACAGUAAUCAAAAGGAAAAAUAUGAGGCUGAUCUCAAAAAGGAAAUUAAAAAACUUCAAAGACUUCGAGACCAAAUUAAAAGUUGGAUAGCAUCAGGAGAAAUAAAGGAUAAGAGUGUUCUAAUGGAUAAUAGAAAGCUUAUAGAAACGCAAAUGGAGAGAUUUAAGGUAGUGGAAAGAGAAACAAAAACUAAAGCAUAUUCGAAAGAAGGAUUAGGUGCUGCCCAAAAACUAGAUCCCGCUCAGAAAGAGAGGGAUGAAAUUCAACAUUGGCUAGUUUCAUCUAUAGACCAAUUAAAUAUUCAAACCGAUUCAUUUGAAAGUGAAAUUGAAUUGUUAUUGUCUAAUAAGAAAAAAAAACUUGAUAAAGACAAACAGGAAAGAAUGGACGAGUUGAAAUCGAGGCUAGAAAGGCAUCGAUUUCAUAUAAGAAAAUUAGAGACUUUAUUACGAAUGCUGGAUAAUAUGUCUGUGGAGGUUCAGCAGAUUAGGAGAAUAAAAGACAACGUCGAAUAUUACAUAGAGUCUUCGCAAGAACCUGAUUUUGAGGAUAAUGAAUUCAUAUACGAUGAUAUCAUUGGAUUGGACGAAGUGGAAUUGUCAGGCGUUGGGUUGCCUUCCUCGGCGACGACGGACAGUAACGAAACGGGCGGUACUCCUACCUCGAUAAUAUCGGGAUCUUCCCCGAUUUCUUCUCCCCCACCUCUUGGGAACCAAAUUUAUAAUCAUUCCAGUGAUAGUUCAAAUGAGGCUGACAAGAAGGUGAUUUGUAAAGAUCAACCAAAACCUGUAAAACCGACUCCAGUAAGAGCAACUACUACAAUGAACACUAGCACUAAUUCCAUACUAAAUUACAGCAGCAAUAGUGCGACUUCGACACUAAUUAGUAAACCAAUUUUGGUUAGCAGUACCCCGAGUAAACCUGUGUGCAGGGACAGUUCCCCCGUUUCACAAAUGAUUACGUCCAGUAAUUUUGCAGCUGUUGCAGCGAGUGUGUCAUCUAAAACUUCAACAACAAGUGGAGACAGCAAUCCAUCUUCAUCUGUGAUAACAAAUGUUAGUCAAAUUCCUCCUCAAAACACGUCAAAUGCCAUUAACACUUCGAUUCAUUCAAAUCCCAUUUUAUCACUAGCGACACAAAAUUCUACAAAUCCAUCUCAAAAGUCAUAUUCUGAUCCACACGUACAAAGUAAUUGCAUAAGUCCUGAUUUAAAUAACAGCGACAACAAAUCACCGUUAAGUGUUGAAACAUCACAACCCGCAACGAAUGGUUCCGCUGUCGAAAAGAUUUCCGACGGUAUGACGUCGUUAAAAUCGAUGGCCCAGCAGGUGAUAGAUAGAGCGGGUCUGGAAAGUAACCAAGUAAUACUAGAAUCGAAUAAGACCCAAAAUCAGGGAAAGUCCGAUGCUCACAUACCUCCCUUAUUGGGGGUGGCGCCUUUAGGAGCUAUACCCUUGCAGAAAGAACACCAGACGCAAUUUCAGUUGAUGGAAGCGGCGUUCUAUCACAUGCCCCAUCCGUCAGAUUCGGAAAAAAUAAGAACGUACUUGCCGAGGAGCCCCUGUACGACGCCUUCGUAUUACAUUCAGACUCCCUUGGCUCAUUCCGAUAGCUUAGAGUUCUAUCAGAGGUUAGCGACGGAAACCUUAUUUUUCGUUUUCUAUUACAUGGAAGGAACCAAGGCUCAGUAUUUAGCGGCGAAAGCGUUAAAAAAGCAAAGCUGGAGGUUUCACACGAAAUACAUGAUGUGGUUUCAGAGACAUGAAGAACCGAAAAUUAUUAAUGAAGAAUACGAACAGGGGACAUAUAUAUAUUUUGAUUAUGAAAAAUGGGGACAAAGGAAAAAGGAAGGAUUUACCUUUGAGUAUAAAUACUUAGAAGAUAGAGACCUUAAUUAAUUAAAAUAUUUAUAUUUAAA
Messenger RNA from Anoplophora glabripennis (Asian longhorned beetle), 2210 nucleotides. It is a transcript of the gene Not3, whose product is annotated as CCR4-NOT transcription complex subunit 3. Gene Ontology annotation, biological process: nuclear-transcribed mRNA poly(A) tail shortening; regulation of DNA-templated transcription. Bases 184 to 2190 code for a protein of 668 amino acids. The record is from RefSeq and is a predicted model, not a curated record. Gene Ontology annotation, cellular component: P-body; nucleus; CCR4-NOT core complex. NCBI's taxonomy places the organism in Eukaryota, Metazoa, Arthropoda, Insecta, Coleoptera, Cerambycidae. The transcript has 10 exons.